Messenger RNA from Diachasmimorpha longicaudata, 4728 nucleotides. RefSeq lists its product as uncharacterized. Lineage: Eukaryota; Metazoa; Arthropoda; Insecta; Hymenoptera; Braconidae. The transcript is spliced from 4 exons. Gene Ontology annotation, molecular function: nucleic acid binding. Bases 1 to 4728 code for a protein of 1575 amino acids. The record is from RefSeq and is a predicted model, not a curated record.
AUGGUCACACCCGAACGGCUGAGGGGGCGGGAGAGAAUCAUUGAGACCAACUAUGGGGAGUUCCGAUCCAACCAUGUGAACAUCAUCAAGGCAUACCCAUCACACAUGUCUAGAUCGGACUACAUCACGCUCGACACCUACCGAGAAGUCAUGGAGAUUUACGAAAUAGCGAUAGGGGCAAUCGCAUCGUUACAAGCUCAGAUCAGGAAGAUCAAGGUCGAGCAAGAGGACAGCGACAAGGACUACCUAACUAAGCUGGAUAUCAAGGUCUUCGAUGGGAAAUUUGAGGAGUGGAAGACGUUCGAAGAUGUCUUCACUUCAAUCGUCAAAUCCAGAGCAAAGGUGGGAGCUGUUCAGAAGAUGAGCAGACUCCAGAACGCACUCAAAGGGGAACCAUACAAUAUGAUCUCGAAUCUACAGGUCUCAGCGGAGAACUUCGAGAUCGCCUGGAAAAAACUCAAGAGUCAUUACGACAAUCCUAGGCUAAUCAUCUCGGCUCAUAUCGAUCACAUCUUGGAUCUCAAGCCAAUCAAUGAGAAAUCAGCGAAAGGCUUAUCAAACUUGGUUCAUCAGGUCAAUCAAGCUUUGGAUGCAUUGCAAACUCUUGGUGCUCCGGUGGAACACUGGGACAUGAUUGUAUCAAGAGUAAUCAGAAGGGUCAUCGAUCUGGACACCAAGAAGGCUUGGGAAGUACAUCUGGGAUCGGAAAAGAAUCCCCGUCCUCUCAAGGACUUUUUCGAGUUUCUGGAAGCCAGAGCUCGAGCCUUGGAGAACGUAGAGAGGGAAGAUCCGGUGAGGACAUCCAAGGUCAACAUCUCGGCUAAGAACUCUAUCUCGCAGAAGGCCAUGGGGAAAUCAUCAAUCUACACCUAUCAGGCAUCAGGGAACUCAUCAAACACCGACAAGUCAUCAGGGCAAUCAUCAUCAGGGCCUUCUUGUCGAUACUGUGACGGUUCACACUGGCUAGGGUUCAAGUGUUACAAGUUCAUGGCUAAGACUCCACUGGAACGCAGGGAAUUUACCACCAACAGCAAGUUGUGUUACAAUUGCUUUGGUCUUCAUCGGGCGGAUCUCUGCAAAGACACACGUCAUUGCCAGAAAUGCAAGGGCCCACAGCACACCUUGAUCCACGAUGGGUCCUUCGAACAUCGCCAGGAACUGGAAAGACAGAAGAGUCGACCAUCAGUUUCAGCAAUCGAGGAAAAACAGGGAGAUCACGGAGCAUCCGGAUCGAGAGGUUCAUCAUCAACAUCAUCAUCACCGAGUUCAACGGAGACAGAGAGAUAUUACAACUCUCUGAACACUUCAGAGAUCUCACAGGGGAGUGAAUCUACAUCAAAGGCAUCGGGAUCAAUUGAGAGUUCAAUUGGUCAUCUUCAAGUAUCAGCAACAUCAUUGGCGAAAUCAGAGACAUCGGGGUCGUCCUCAGACAUCAAGGUCACACAUCAAUCAUCAUCGAAUUCAGCGAGUCAACGGGUUGUGCCGUUGGCAACAGCUAAAGCACUUGCAUCAACUUCAACAGGUUCUCAUCAUAUGGUCAGGCUUCUGAUUGAUCAGGGAUCAGAGGUCACAUUCAUGACUGAUCAAAUGAGUCUUUGGAAUAGGAGGCCUGGAGUCAGGGUUGACUCGUGGAGUAGUAAAGGUCAAACUUCAAUCUCGGUUCAACGAUCAACAUCAGAUCGAAAUCACUGCCCACAUCCUGGCCAAGCUCACAUCAACAUUCCCAUCAAUUCACUGCGCAAAGGAAGAAGCAAAUCAUCUUCAACAUCUAUCGACAUCAUCAUCGGAGCUGAUUAUUAUGGUCAAGUCAUUGGGCAUGAGGUUAUCAAAUCUCCGGAUAAUCAACUUGUUGCGCAACAAACCAUCUUUGGCUGGAUAGUUUCUGGGACGGUCUGCUGUACAGACUGCAAGCCGAAGUCUUCUCUAACUGCAGUACGAGUGUCUCCGACUGAGCAGCUGUUGGAUCUUCUUAAGAAAUUCUGGGUCCAGGAGGAACUUUCAUCAUCUAAGGAAAUUCUUCUCAAUCAAGACGAUCAGGAGUGUGAAUUACACUUCAGGAACACACAUUCAAGAGACAGUGAGGGACGGUACGUAGUACGCCUCCCACUCAAAACAUCAGUAUCAGCAUUGGGAGAGUCUAGGAGACAUGCUCUACAAUUGUUAAAUCGAACGGCGAAGAAACUGGAAGCAAAUCAAGAGUAUGGGAAACUUUACAAGGACUUCAUCAGGGAAUAUGAGGAUCUGGGACACAUGAGACGUGUCUCAGAGGAAUCAGAACCAUCAGUGAGCUACUAUCUGCCUCAUCACGGUGUCUUAAGGGAAGACAGCAUCACCACAAAACUCAGGGUCGUCUUCAACGGUUCCAGCAAGACAACAUCAGGAGUGCCACUCAAUGACAUACGUCAUGCAGGAGGAAAACUGCAAACGGAAGGCUCAGACGUUCUCAUCUGGUUGAGAACUUUUCGAUUAAUCGUCGGAAUGGACAUCGUGAAGAUGUUCCGUCAAAUCAAUGUUCAUCAAGGCGACUGGGAUCUUCAAAGAAUCCUAUGGAAGGAUGAGGAGGGGAAAAUCAUCACAUAUCAAUUGACAACGGUGACAUAUGGGCAAACGUGUGCACCAUGGUUGGCUCUACGAGUUCUUCAACAACUAGUGGAGGACGAGGGACAUCAAUAUCCACUAGCGGCUGUCUCUCUAACAAAAGUGAGAUAUGUCGACGAUAUCUAUGGGGGAGCUGAUUCUGAGGAAUGGCUCAAGGAACUCAUCAAUCAGCUCAUCAAUCUUUGCAUGGCGGGCGGCAUGCCACUGCAAAAAUGGAUCUCGAAUCAACAAGGAAUUCUACAGGAUCUUCAAUUAUCAACAAAAUCAACAUCGGCGGUAGAAUUCGAGGACAAGACGGUCAAAGUAUUGGGACUGUGCUGGAACCCUCAUUCAGACAGCUUCAUCUAUAAAUCAAGGAAGCCAUCAACGGAACAAAUCAACAAAAGGACAAUCCUCUCAGAGAUCGCCCAGAUUUACGAUCCUGUGGGACUCAUCGGACCGGUUAUCAUCAGGGCGAAAAUCUUCAUCCAAGAGCUGUGGCUUCUCAAAAUUGGUUGGGAUGAUCCACUGCCCUUGAGCCACCUCAAACGUUGGAAAGAAUUCAGGGAGGAAUUCUCAAAUCUGGAUCAAAUAUCAAUCCCACGGUGGCUUCAAACAUCAUCGACUUCAAGCAACAUCCAACUUCAUGGGUUUGCUGACGCUGCGAAUCAGGUAAUGGGUGCCGCAGUAUACAUCAGAGUGGACAAUCAUCAAUCUGAGCCAUCAGUCAUCUUGGUGAGUGCAAAAACCACGGUCGCACCACUUAAGAAAAUGACAAUUCCUCGCUUGGAAUUGACAGCUGCUGUCAUCUUAACCAAUCUAGUCAUCUACAUCAGGAAGAUGCUGGAGAAAGAGAAUCUACAACUCUUUGUUUGGUCUGACUCCACGGUGGCGCUCAUAUGGAUCAAUGGACACCCAUCAAGGUGGAAGGAUUUUGUUCAGAAUCGAGUGAUCAAAAUCCAGAAGUCAUUACCAGCAGCUGAGUGGAAACAUAUCAGGGGAGUCGAGAACCCAGCAGACUGUGCAUCACGGGGCUUAUCACCUGAUCAACUCGUAAAUCAUCAGCUGUGGUGGAAUGGUCCAUCAUGGCUGAAAUCAUCAAUGGAAAACUGGUCAUCAUCAUCAUCAACAUCAAUCGAAUCUACGGCAGAAGCAGCACUGGAGGAAAGGCCAGUGUCUGCACAUCCGGUGGCACUGAAUCUGGAGAGACCUCAAGAUUUCUUGGAGAGGUACUCUACACUCGACAGGUUGCUCAGGAUCUCGGCGAGCGUCCUGAGAGUCAUCAACAACAUGAGAGGGGAGCCAGUCCCAAGAGAAUUAGAUCUCUUGCCAGAAGAACUGGAGGAGACCAGAAUCUUUUGGAUCAUCUAUGCACAACAGGAGAGUUUUGGACAAGUCAUCAAUCGCCUCAUCAAUGGACAAGCCAUCGCAAAUAAUCAUCCAAUGCCACGGUUGAUUCCUUAUCUGGAUGAGAAUCAGACCAUUCGCCUAGGCGGGCGGCUGAAACGAUCAAAUCUUCAGCCAGAAUCCAGGAACCCAUCAAUUCUACCAAGACAAUCAAGGCUUACAUCACUGGUCAUGGAGGAGGCUCAACGGAAAACACUUCAUGGAGGAGUACAGGCGACGUUGGCACACAUCAGACACAAAUAUUGGAUCAUCGGGGAUCGUCAUAUUGUAAAAUCGCAUAUUCGCAAGGGUGGACUACGCAGGUCCUAUCAAAAUCAGCAGAUGGAGAGGAUCAGGAGCUCGACAAUAUCAUGGGUACAUCGCAGUUUUUGUGUGUCUUGCCACAUCAGCAAUUCAAUUCAAUUGCUCAUGGGAGCAAACAAUGAGCUGGGCAGGCUUUUAGACGAAUCGAGGAAGGAAAUUCAUCACAUCAUCAACGAACUGGCAUCAAACGGCACAAAAUGGAUCUUCAUCCCACCGCAAUCACCCCACAUGGGUGGGAAAUGGGAAGCUGCGGUGAAAUCUGUGAAAUUUCAUCUAAAAAGGCUCACAGGAAAUUUGGUACUCACGUACGAGGAACUCAAUACACUCAUCAUCCAAAUCGAGGCACAACUUGACUCGAGGCCUCUCUGCGCUCUAUCAGACGAUCCUGAUGACUGCAGAGCCCUCACACCUGGACACUUCAUCAUUGGGGAACCCAAGUAG